AUGCACCAGCGGCCCCCUUCCCCGUCGGGAUAUAUCGAGCCACUCACAACCGCCCCCCACGCCCCUGAUAACCGUCCCAUCUCCCAGAACGAGUUAACAACCGCAAGCUUUCGCUUGGAGCGACCCAAUGAAGAAAUCAAGUAUAUACCGGGCAUGUGGUCUUCUGGGGGCAGCACAGCAGUGUCUAUCUCUGGAAACCAGACACCAGAAGACAACACUGUGUGCUCAACUAUCUCCCGUCACUUCCGCGCAGACAUAGACACCACACAUACCGAUAUUCCUCUUAUAAUAUGCGGGUUCGUUGGUGGAUUGGUGGAUGGGCUAUCAUUUAAUGCAUGGGGCAGCUUUUCAAGUAUGCAAACAGGAAAUACCAUCUUCUUAGCCUUAGGUGCCUCCGGUCAGCCUGCAACCCCAGCAUAUCUCUGGGCGAAGUCCCUCAUCGCCCUAACCAUCUUCCUUGCGAGUAAUCUCAUCUUCAUUCACAUGCAUCGGCUCUUGGGGCCACGACGCCGCUCAACUAUGAUAAUCUCAUUUGGUAUUCAGACUAUUGCCCUUUUAGCGACAGCAGUUCUUAUCGAGCUGGAGGUCAUCACCCCGAAGCCGGAGGACCCCCGAGCUCCGAUUGAAUGGAUGCAAGCCCUAGCAAUUUCACUUCUAGCUUUCCAAGCGGGAGGCCAGAUCUGUGCUUCCCGGGUCCUGGCCCUAGAUGAAAUCCCAACUGUUGUUGUGACGGCUAUGCUAUGCGAUCUGCUUGUCGAUCCAAAGCUGACUGCAAAGUUCAACCCGAAGCGCAACCGUCGAGUAGGGGCUUUUCUGGCAUUGUUUCUGGGCGCCAUGACAGCGGGUGGGCUUUCUAAGGCCACGACUAUGGCGUCUAGUAUAUGGCUUGCUAUGGGUCUGAAGUUGAUAGUUACCUUGGGAUGGGUUGUUUGGCAGCGGGAGGGGAGGAGAAAGAGUGAAUUUGAGGUGUGA
This is a messenger RNA of Penicillium verrucosum, 972 nucleotides long. RefSeq names its product YoaK family protein. The record is from RefSeq and is a predicted model, not a curated record. Lineage: Eukaryota; Fungi; Ascomycota; Eurotiomycetes; Eurotiales; Aspergillaceae. The coding region runs from base 1 to 972 and encodes 323 amino acids. The transcript is spliced from 2 exons.